AUGGCAACGUUUUUCAUAUUUCCGACGGAGUCCGUCUUCUGGAAACAAGGCAAGAAGCUUCUGUUUAAUUAUGCCAUCAGUUACCUGGAGCGCGAAACUGUUUUGCGAGUGCUGUACGAGAACUUGCACGACAAGUCACCCAUCCAAUUGUCGCGCCGUAUCAUGCGUGUAGACCACAGUGGCACGGACGGCGUUGUUGUGCAUUGCCAGGAUGGGACCAUCGUCGCGGGCGACGUGCUCGUUGGUUGUGACGGGGUCAACAGCCUCGUCCGUCGAGAGAUGUGGAGGCUCUCGGAGCAAGACAAGCCGCAAGCAACACCUGAGUCCGUUCGACAUGAUCUGAAGGCCGAAUUCCAGUGCCUGUUCGGGCUGUCGACCAGGACACGGGGCGUCGACGCAGGCGAAAUGGAUGUUAAUUUUGCCUCUGGCUUCUCGACGAUGGUCAUCGGCGGCAAAGAUGGGAGGGUCUUCUGGUUCGUCUUUGCGAAGAUGGAUAAGACGUACACAUCACCCAACAUUCCCAAGUACUCGUAUCAAGAUGCCGUCGAAUUCGCAAACGAAUACAUGGACUUCACCAUCAAGGAUGGGCUGAAAUUUAGCGACCUGUGGCAGUCCAGAACGUCCGUUACCCUUGCGGCAACAGAGGAAGCUGAACUGAAGGAAUGGACGUGGGGCCGUAUUGCCUGUGUUGGCGACAACGUCCACAAGAUGACGCCUCACAUGGGUGCCGGCGGCAAUGCGGCGAUGGAGUCUGCCGCAACCCUGGCAAAUGAACUCAGGAAGCUGGGGCAAGCUGCGAAAAAGACCAAAAUCGAUCUCGAAACGGUGCAGAGGCAUCUCGAAACGUACCAAAGGGGGCGGCGCGAUCGCACGAGCGCCGUGUGUGAUGCGUCAGCCCAACUGGCUCGGCUACAAGCUCUUGAUUCGGUCGCAAACAAAAUCAUUGCGUUUUGGAUUCUUCCAACAGCCGGCGACCUGCUGGUUGACGUUAACUGCGACAUGAUUAUCGGAGCAGCCAAGCUGGACUAUAUUCCCACGCCCGAACGUUCUGUUCAGGGCACGAUGCCCUUCAACCCCAGUCUCGGACUUGGCAAGGGCGAAUCGAAACUCAAGAGAGGCUUCGCAGGCCUCCCAUUACUUGCACUUUCUCUUUUCGGACCGUGGUUGGCCGAACCAUCGAAUCUCGCCAUGAUUGACAAGCUCACCCCGCUAUUCUUGUCGUACGAUCAUGCCAGCAAUAGUAUCAGAGCUUGGCCGUAUACUGGUGUCUUGGCCGCCUCAUCUGGUCUGGACGUUAUGCGCUUCCAUCUUGAUUUUGGCAUCAUUUGUGCAGUUGUGCUAUUCGAGUCCUCCAGAAGGGCCAAUGUGUUGACGAUAUCUUCUCUACCGAUUGCCUUCUUCUAUUGCCUUCAAUCCUUCAAGAUUGUUCAAGUCAUGGGCGUUUACUGUUUCGCGCACUAUGUGCAGAGUCCUAUUGAGAACUUCCGCGCCAAGGACAUGAGACUAACGAACCGAGCCUAUUCUGGUACAGUUCUUGUCACCCUGCUUGUGGCCUAUUAUGUGCCACUGGUCACCGCAAUUAUGCCAGUCUUUAGCAUCACAACUCGACUUACCUGGGGAUACGUGUUCCAGUACUUCCCUUUCUCCAUCUCUAUACUACAGAAUGGACUCAAGCACUUGUUCCUGGAAGAUGUCAUGGACGAGGACAAGAUCCGGGCCCCAGAUGGCGAUUUGUCUUCGAUUGGCUUGACAAUCUAUACAUUUGCCUUGUUCGCGUUUGUCGCAAGAGUACUGGCGCUCAUCGGUACUCUAACAUCACAGGUCCUCUCGCAAUCCUCUGACAUGAUCCUCAUGACAGAACUCGGAGGAUGGGCUCAGCCCAUUCGCUUAUUUGAGAUACAUGCUAUUUUUGCAGUAUUGCUUGUUUGGCUUCUCUACUUGUUUUCGGACCUGAAGCGAGCUGAGAUCGUGCAAUGGAGCUGGCCGACUCUUCUCGUCUGCAUCGCGGCAGCCCUCUGUCUCUUCGGGCCUGGCGUCACUGUCGGUAUGGGGUGGCUGGUACGAGAGCGGCUGCUUGCGACAAAGAGCCAUAAGGACGCUAUUGUUGAUACCGAGCUCAAAAAGCAGGCUUUUCAGAAUAGGUUCUUCCUGAUGACGAGGGAUAUGGAGACUGACGACCUCCGUCUCGACUUGAGAAGCAAGAAGGCCCAGCUGAAUGUGGCAACAAGCCGGGCCGAAUGUGCUGACUUUUUCACCGAGUACCACGGAUUUGAGCCAUUCUUGGAGGGGACCCGCGAUGACGGCGUUAUCUCAGAUACGGUGCGAACCAAGCUGACGCAAUCUUUGGGCUUGAUCACCGGAGAUCUGGUGGACGAGACCAAUGUUUCCAUGCCCCACAUCUUUGGGGACAGCACAGCGUGGACAAGCGUACUGCUCAAGGAUGCCAUCCUCAACCUUGUCGCUCGCCUGUCAUCAAGGGUCUUUCUCGGCGAAGAGCUGUGCAGAAAUGAGGAGUGGCUCAGGAUCGCCAAGAGCUAUGCCGUCGACGCCUUGACCGCAACCUAUCUGAUGCGAAUGGCCCCAAGCCUCCUGCGUCCUAUUGCGUACUGGCUCAUCCCGCAAUGUCGAAGGAGCCGCCAGGCGGUUCAGAGCGCGCGCAAGCUCAUCGACCCCGAAGUGAAGAAGCGGAAAAAGCUAGUGGAUGAUGCUCUGCAGUCUGGCGCCAAACCGAGCAAGAUAUCUGACGCCAUUGGCUGGAUGUAUCAAGUCGCUGCCGGCCGGCCCGUCGACUUUGUUUGCGCACAGAUGCAACUUACGCUUGCCGCUGUUCACACGACCACGGAAGUUCUCACACAAGCCAUUCUGGAUCUCUGCGAGCGCCCAGAGCUUGUGCAAAAGCUACGAGAUGAAGUGAUCGAGGUGUUGGGUGAUGAAGGCUGGGCAAAAACAAGCUUCUACAAGCUCAAACUCAUGGACAGCUUUUUCAAGGAAAGCCAGCGGUUUACUCCUCUGGUCUCAACAGCCAUGAAUCGUCUGGUGGAGAAAGACAUAACGCUCUCUGACGGGAGGUUUCUACCAAAGGGCGUCCGUAUUAAUGUCCUGACAGACUUCAGGAACCCGGAGAAGUAUCCCAACCCGGAUGAGUUUGAUGCAAUGAGGUUUGUUCCCAUGCGACAGGGUCAAGGCAGCGAGAACGCUUCGCAGUUGGCAUCGACAAGCUCUGAGCAUACCCUUUUCGGCCAUGGCCGACACGCUUGUCCCGGUCGAUUCUUCGCCGUGAAUGAGAUGAAAAUCAUUUUGGCUCAGUUUCUUCUGGAGUACGACCUGCGCGCUGAGGAGGGGCUUACCAAGCUUCAGCCACAGGCGUUCGAGACUUCCAUUGGCGUCAACCCAGCGGUUACGAUAGAAAUUCGACGGAGAAGUAAGAGCGCUGAUGUCGGAAUUGAGAAACGACAGUGA
Verticillium nonalfalfae is the source of this 3459-nucleotide messenger RNA. RefSeq lists its product as uncharacterized. NCBI's taxonomy places the organism in Eukaryota, Fungi, Ascomycota, Sordariomycetes, Glomerellales, Plectosphaerellaceae. The transcript has 6 exons. Gene Ontology annotation, molecular function: heme binding; FAD binding; oxidoreductase activity, acting on paired donors, with incorporation or reduction of molecular oxygen. Bases 1 to 3459 code for a protein of 1152 amino acids. The record is from RefSeq and is a predicted model, not a curated record.